This is a messenger RNA of Hibiscus syriacus, 620 nucleotides long. RefSeq lists its product as uncharacterized. The transcript is spliced from 3 exons. Bases 33 to 488 code for a protein of 151 amino acids. NCBI's taxonomy places the organism in Eukaryota, Viridiplantae, Streptophyta, Magnoliopsida, Malvales, Malvaceae. The record is from RefSeq and is a predicted model, not a curated record.
AGUAAAGAACCAAGAGGAAAGAAAUAAAAGGGAUGAGAGGAAUUGGAGGGCCUUUGCUUACCAUAGGGGAUCUGCUUAGCGACGUUGGGGAAGAAUCCGGUGAAGCGCUGGAACACCAUCCCCGCCGUGAUGCCACUCUUCCACCACAAUCACUUCUUGAUUCCGUUGAUGCCUCGUCUCAAUCCUUGGACCUCAUCAAACUCUUCCAGGAAAACUUCGAGAAAUUGAACAAGGCACUCGAGGGUUCAGAUCAUUCAUGGACAGCUCUAACUUUAGAGCUAUGCACAGCCCUGGAAACUGCAAACAAGUUGGUUCAAUCCACCGACACAAAUGUUGGAUUGCUGUCAGAGAAGGUGAGGGAACUUGAGAGGAUUAUAAAGAGGGGAGAUUCUGCAGUUACGGCAGCCAGAGCCAUCUCCAUCUCUUUAAAGCAAGGAGGAGGAUCGUCUGUUGCUAGUCAAGACCGAGAAAUAUCCAGGUCUCCCUAAUAACAUUUAAGAGUCAUAGACCUUGUUUUCCACUUCUUUGGAAAAGGUCCCAAAAUGAUCCCGUAAGAAGAAAUUCCAACCUUUUCCAAAUGAACUUUUGAAGGUAUAUAUGCAUUAUUGUGCAUUUGGUCU